Messenger RNA from Eremomyces bilateralis CBS 781.70, 693 nucleotides. RefSeq lists its product as uncharacterized. Bases 1 to 693 code for a protein of 230 amino acids. The transcript has 2 exons. The record is from RefSeq and is a predicted model, not a curated record. NCBI's taxonomy places the organism in Eukaryota, Fungi, Ascomycota, Dothideomycetes, Eremomycetales, Eremomycetaceae.
AUGUCGGGAGUUGAGAUCAACUUUUACCCCAUUGACACUUUGCAUGUACCACAGUGGAGCGAAAGCGUCCCUUAUACUGACGAUUGGAAAUUCAUAAAUGCAUUACUCCGGUUCGAUGAACGAGCAAGCUCCCCAAAGCACUUGGGACGAUGUACCUUGGUGCGACUGCCCGUUGUGCCGGAACUUGAGGGUCCAGUUCCAACUCCGCUGACCAUGCGGCACCCAUCCAGCCUGUGUCGAAAUUAUAACAAAGGAAAAUAUGGUUGGGGAAAUUCCCACGGAGCACAUGGAGGAGAAUUCCUCGCAACCUAUUUCGACUCGUCCGCCUCAGGACUCUCAUCCGGACUUUCCUCCUUCGAACCGCCUUACCUUUCCCCCGUCUUGGAUUCAUAUGGCUCCUCCUCCUUCCCAGCAGCCUUCUCGAUCGGUAAUAGACUGCCUUCGUGGGGAUUCUCCAAAAUUUGCCUGAAGAACCACGUCGGGGUGUAUGGCAAUCAGCAGGGCGAUGAGAACAACGAGGAUGCGGCAGAGAACGUAGAGGAAGAUGGCGAUUCACAUGAUUGCGGCGAAGGGGAUUCAGAUGUUCCGGGCUGUUUGCAGUUGGUCCAACGCAUUGUUGAUCUCUUUGGAGUAUGGCAUCCCCAUGAUGAGACACGGAAGGACAACGAAGAGGAAUUGAAGAGAUAUUUCUAG